CUCUCGCUUCCAUCUUGCUCUCCGCGUGUGUUUGCUGCUAGCGUGCAGGUCAGUGAGGACUUCUAAAAUACUCUCUUUCCUGCAUAGACACUCCCAGCUUCAAAGCUCAAGAUGAAAGAAACAAUAAUGAACCAGGAGAAACUAGCAAAAUUGCAGGCACAAGUCCGCAUCGGUGGUAAGGGAACCGCGCGCAGAAAGAAGAAGGUUGUACACAGAACUGCUACCGCCGAUGACAAGAAACUUCAGUUCUCUUUGAAAAAGCUAGGCGUCAAUAAUAUCUCCGGUAUUGAGGAGGUGAAUAUGUUCACAAACCAGGGAACAGUCAUCCACUUCAACAACCCCAAAGUCCAGGCUUCGUUGGCAGCAAACACCUUCACCAUCACAGGCCAUGCUGAGACCAAGCAGCUUACAGAGAUGUUGCCCUCUAUCCUCAACCAGCUUGGUGCCGACAGCUUGACCAGUCUGCGGAAACUCGCUGAGGCCCUGCCCAAACAAGCUGGAGAUGGAAAGGCACCUGUGGCAGGAGGAGAGGAAGAUGAUGAUGAAGUUCCAGAUCUUGUGGAGAAUUUUGACGAGGCUUCGAAGAACGAGGCUAAUUAAGCUGAAUGGAGGCACAGACAGACAGACAGAGAUGGAGUCUCCCAUCUCAGCUGGGACACGUUGGACUUUCUUUUUUUUUCUUUUUUUUUUAACCCCACUCUCCCCACUCCUUUUGGGCAGUUUUCCUUUUUUUCUUUUAUAUAUUGUGACUGCAGCCCUUGUUUCUCUUCUUGUGCACUGCUAUGUCUACCCUAUGUCCAAGCUGAGAGCGAGAGAUGUUUACCACAUCACGCCCAGUGGUGUGGGUAGCGUGGGCCCUAGGACAUCCUACUCGUCUCCCUGUUAUUGAGGCUCACUCCUUUUGAGGCCUAGCUGAAGCCAACAUCUGGAAAUAAACAUUUGCUAUGUACAAGCUUAUUAAAUACACUGCCUUGUCUA
Messenger RNA from Electrophorus electricus (electric eel), 978 nucleotides. It is a transcript of the gene btf3, whose product is annotated as basic transcription factor 3. The record is from RefSeq and is a predicted model, not a curated record. NCBI's taxonomy places the organism in Eukaryota, Metazoa, Chordata, Actinopteri, Gymnotiformes, Gymnotidae.